AACAAAUAGUAGAUUUGUGCCUUUUCACCACCAUGGCUCCAACAUCCACGAAAGAAACAGAAAAACACUGCGUCCUGUGCUGUCAAGAAGUCGAUAUCUUCGCCUUGGGAAAAUGCGACCACCCGGUUUGUUACCGCUGCUCCACCAAAAUGAGGGUGCUGUGCGACCAGAAGUACUGCGCCGUCUGCCGGGAGGAGCUCGACAAGGUGGUGUUCGUGAAAAAACCAGGGGCCUUCUCAUCUCUGCCCUACCAGCAGUUCCCCUGUGAGAAGAAGCAUGAUAUCUAUUUCUGUGACGAGAAGAUCUAUGCCGAAUACAGGCAUCUGCUGUUGCCUGAGUGCCUCCGCUGUUCAGAGCCGAAGGUCUUCUCCAAGUAUGAGGAGCUGGAGCAGCAUAUGAGAAAGCAGCACGAGCUCUUCUGUUGCAAGCUCUGCACAAAGCAUCUCAAGAUCUUCUCCCAUGAGCGUAAAUGGUACAACCGCAAGGAACUGGCACGUCACCGAGCGCACGGAGACCCAGACGACACGAGUCACAGAGGACACCCGCUCUGCAAGUUCUGCGAUGACCGUUACCUUGAUAACGACGAGCUGCUUAAACACUUGCGCAGGGACCACUACUUCUGCCAUUUCUGUGAUGCAGACGGUUCCCAGGAAUACUACAGUGAUUACCAGUACCUGAGUGAGCACUUCAGAGACAGUCACUAUCUGUGUGAGGAGGGCCGCUGUGCCACAGAACAGUUUACCCAUGCAUUCCGCUCUGAGAUCGACUAUAAGGCCCACAAGGCCGCAGCACAUAGCAAGAACCGAGCAGAGGCUCGACAGAACCGCCACAUCGACCUGCAGUUUAACUACGCCCCAAGACAACAGAGGAGAAAUGAAGGUAUGUUGACAGGUGAGGACUAUGAUGAGAUGCGUCAGAAUCGAGGAGGAAGAGGAAGGCCUCAUGGGGGACAGAAGAGCUGGAGGUACUCCCGAGAAGAAGAGGACAGGGAGGUCGCAGCUGCUAUGAAGGCAUCCAUGGCGAUGCACAGACAGGAGGAGAGGGGAACGAUGGGAGCGACGCAUGAGAGGAGCGCUCCCAAACACCUCAGAGAGGAGAGGACAGAGAGAAUGGAACCUGAAGAGCCCAGACACAGGACCGGAAACAUCAAACCUCCAGUAAGAACAAUGAAGAGCGCUAAUCCAGGGGAUGAAGAAGAUGACUUCCCAGCUUUAGGAGCCACAGCUGCCCCACCCAUUGUAAAGUCAGCUCCUGUGACUGUAACAGCAGUCCAUGCAGCUUUGAAGGAAGACGACUUUCCCAGCCUCUCGUCUGUAGCUGUUGCAUCACCCAUGACCCCGGCGUACUCUGCCCAGCCUAAGAAGUCUUCCUCCUUCCAAGAGGAGGAUUUCCCCGCGCUCGUGUCCAAAAUCCGACCCCUCAAACAUGCAGCCGGCACCAACUCUGCGUGGUCCAACCAUACUGCUGUAGCUAAACCCAACACUCACCCCCCUCCGUCCUCCAGACCUUCCCCUCCUCUCUCAUCUGCGCCCUCUGGCCCCCAGCUGCUCUCCUCCUCAAACUCUGCAUCUUCACAAAGGAAAAAGAAGGUUGGGGAAAAUGGAAAAGCAACAUUUACCCGCUCUCCUUCUUCUGACGAUGACAAAGGAGUGACGCAGCAGGAGUUCCGCUCAGUGCCCACCAUGUUGGAUAUCUCCUCUCUGCUCACUGUUAAAGGAGGCAACAGCAAAUCCUCCACUGUGACCUCCAACCCUCCAAACCCGACCCCCAUCAAUGAUCCCCCUACCUCUAAAGCCAGCAAGAAGAAAAAGCAGCAGAAGAUCACAGCCGCUCCCUCUGCGUCCGUGUCUUCAAUGUCAGGGUCGACUCAAACUGUAAAUACAAUGUCAGUGGAAAAGGCAGCACAAAAGGAGAACGUCCCUGAGAAGAGUUGGAACAAACCCCCCUCCAGUGCUCUCACAGCGCCAUUGAUGAGUGGAUUCGCUAAUGGCCACCCCGAGAAAUCUCCACCCAUUAGUAAGAAGGAGGCCGUUGUGAUAACCCCUCAUCCCAAGGCUGACCCCCCUCUUGAACAGGAGGAAGAGUUCCCUGCUCUCAUGACCAAGAACCCACCACCAGGCUUCAAGUCUCCCUUCCCGCUGAAGGCCCCAACUCCUGCCCCAUCCUCCGCUAUGCCCCCACCUCCACCAGGCCUGGGAAUCUCCACCACGAAACCUCCCCCAGGAUUCACUGGCAUCCCCCUCAACAGCAAUGUGGUGGAGCCUGCGCCAUCUGCAGUCAACCCGCCCCCCAAGGUACAGAGCAGUGGUUACCUGGUGCCAGAGGACUUCCAUCAGAGGAACCUGGAGCUGAUCCAGUCCAUCAGAAUGUACCUCCACAACGACGAGUCAAAGUUCAACCAGUUUAAAAACUACUCUGCACAGUUCAGACAGAGUGUGAUAUCAGCGGUCCAGUACCACAGCAGCUGUAAGGACCUGCUCGGAGAUGACUUUAACUGCAUCUUCAACGAGCUUCUGGUGCUCUUGCCGGACACUGGCAAGCAGCAGGAGCUCCUUACUGCCCAAGGAGACUCUAAGGCGCUGGAGAAGCAGUCAGGCGCUGGAGGAGGAAAGAAAAACAAGAACAAGAAGAACGCCUGGCAGACGCCGACCACAGCGGCGAACGCAGCAGCUGAGCUGGACUGCCGGGUUUGCCCCACUUGCAGACAGGUACUGGCCCCCAAAGACUUCCACUCCCACAAGACCCUGCACACAGGCGAGAGUGAGGAGUUUCCUUCCUUGCAGUCAAUUAGCCGUAUCAUCAGCUAGCCCCUCGUUUUACCUCUGCUCCGUUAGCCAUUGCGGGGCAAAUUUUCAGUUGCCCCUGCAGCAGCCAAGUGACCACGUCCUAGUGGAGUCUGGGGCUCAUAGCUCAUAAUGAAUUGGAAUUUAAGAUGUUUUUUUGUUUUUACUUUCUAUGGGGGAUCAUAUUGAUAGAUUUGUGUGAAUGGGUUCACAGUUUAAACACACAGGGUUGCCCCAUCUCGACUCUAUUUCCGACAUCCUUUGAGGACAUCUCCAGCUGGCACUGGCACUGGCAACGUCCGACUAGAACUGACUAUCUUAUUUAAUGAAAGGAGAGGCGAGCUGAGGCUAUACUUGAAUGCAUCGCUCCCCAAUACAAAAAUUGUAUUGAUUUACAUUUUUUUACCUUGCUUUGAGCUUUCACCUAAAAUAUGACAAUGUACUUUGUUAACAUCAAAAGCUGAUAAAGGUAUGUAUGAUUUCCCCAGCGGGGCUGCUUGGAUAAAUGACAAAAUAAACACAUGUUCAGUUCAACUAUUUAGCACCAUAUUUAUUUAAGUGUAGCUGUUUGAAUUGCUUUUAAUUGUUUGUUGCUUCGUGCAGAGGAAAGCCUGGUGAGUGUUUGAGUGAAUGGAUUGUUCCCGUUGGUUGGGACAGUGAGUGACAGGAAGUAAGCUGCUUCAGGAAUUGGAACAAAUUUUGGUUUAGAUUUUUUUGUUAUGUAUACCAUUUUCAUUUAUUCUGUACUUUUUAAGGAUCAGUGGUUAAAAUGAGACUAGCUCUUUCUAGUCAAGUUUCCAGGUUUUAUUACGGUAAUAAGUAAUCAUGAAGAAAUCCUUUCGUGCUAUCAUAAUGCAACACAAAAAAAGCCUCAUUCUCCACUCUGCCUUCACUUGAAUUCCAGCUUUGACACACUGGGCAGGUUUACUCUGUUUGUUAGAGGGGGACUGGUUACAUCCUGUACACAAUCUGUUCAUCUUCUCUCUCUCAGGACCGUGUGUGUGUGUGUGUGUGUGUGUGUGCUUGUUUGUUUGUUUAGAGUCUUUCUAAACAUCACACAGCAGCUUACUCUAUUUUCUGUCUGGCUUCAAUAAAACGGUUUCUGUUA
Molecule: messenger RNA, 3891 nt
Organism: Cottoperca gobio
Lineage: Eukaryota; Metazoa; Chordata; Actinopteri; Perciformes; Bovichtidae
Gene: znf598
Product: zinc finger protein 598
Exons: 13
Coding region: 33-2807 (924 amino acids)
Biological process (GO): protein ubiquitination; rescue of stalled cytosolic ribosome
Molecular function (GO): ribosome binding; ubiquitin protein ligase activity
Source: RefSeq, a predicted model, not a curated record